UCGAAACUGCACAUAUCAUUUGAUCACAUUGACAACAUGCUUCUAGUUUUGUGGCUGCUUUCAGCCUCGGUAGUAUGGGCCAAUCCUCUAACAAGGCGGCAAGAAAUCAACCAAUCACCCACAGUCACACUAUCAAGCAGCAAGAAAGAUACAAGUACCAUAUUUGUAGGACGAACAAUCCCUGAGUUUGAUCAAUAUGCCUUCUUGGGCAUCAAGUAUGCAAAUGAGCCUGCGCGCUUCACGGCAGCCGAGCUCAAGACAUCAUAUGGAUCAAAUGAUAGCGACUCUGGUACUUACAAUCUUUCCUCGGCGAAAAUUGACCCAAAUCCCAAUUUGGUCUAUUAUAAUGCCACUUCUUACGGCUAUGACUGUCCUGGAUAUGGAUCUGAUAUCACCAACCUACUCAACCAGGGUCUUAUCCGCCUGGGCGAGGAUUGCCUGAAUCUGAAUAUUAUCCGGCCAAAGACCGAUGGUCAAGCUUUAUUGCCAGUUCUGCUAUGGAUCUAUGGGGGUGGAUGGCAAUCGGGUGAUACUGCAGAUCCAAGAUACAACUUGAGCUAUGUGGUACAACAAAGUGUCAUAAAUGACAAGCCGGUGAUAGGUGUUUCUAUCAACUAUCGGCUGUCAACAUUCGGGUUCCUGGACUCGAAAGAAGUCAGAGCUGAAGGGAAUACAAACCAGGGGCUUCGAGACCAACGCACCGCCUUGCAUUGGGUCAAGCAGAAUAUCAAGGCAUUCGGUGGCGACCCUGACAAAAUAACCAUUUGGGGAGAAUCUGCAGGUGCUUAUAGCGUUGGUAUUCACCUGGUCAUUAAUGGAGGUGAUAAUGAGGGUCUUUUCAGGGCAGCAAUCAUGGAAUCUGGAAAUGCUGUUGGCCCACCUUAUAAUGGCACUGAAUGGCAUCAGCCGAUGUAUGACCGCAUUGUUGAGCGCACAGGGUGCGAGAAUACAACAAACACCCUGGUUUGUCUCCGUGAGCUUCCAUACGAGACUUUCUACAACAACGCAUAUGAAAAUCUCGAGUGGUUCGCCACCGUUGAUAAUAGCUUCAUUGCCGAGUACCCACAGAUUAGCUACCAAGAGGGAAAUUUUGCCAAAGUCCCCCUUCUUCUAGGAAGCAAUACUGAUGAAGGCACGAGCUUUGGCACAACUGGCACCGAUACAGACGAACAGUGUAUUGAACAAUUGAUAUCAUCCAAACGUUGGGUUAUCAGUCGCGAAGAGGCGGAGAAAAUACUUCCCCUUUAUCCAAAUAUUGCGGCGUCUGGGUCUCCAUAUGGAUGGGGGAAUGUAACCUGGCCUAGUUUGGGGCUGCAGUACAAGCGCUAUACGUCAAUUGCUGGUGAUUUGACGAUGGCAGCACCUCGUCGACUGCUUGCACAGUCAAUGUCAAGAUUUGUGAACAACAUAUACUCAUAUCGAUGGGACGUAGCGGCCUUCAAUGAGUCAACAAAAAUUGGAGUGGGACAUUUUGCCGAGAUCCCAUUCGUUUUUUCCAAUCCAGUGCAAAAUUUCACAUCGUUGGCAUCUGCGAGUGAUCCCCGUCGAUUGGAACUGGGACACAUGGCUGCUCGUAUGUGGACUUCAUUUGCGACAGACUUGGAUCCUAAUGGACACGGAAUUCCCAAUAUUCCGCAAUGGCCUCGUUAUACAUCCAACGCUACUAACUUCGUCUUCCGCCUUCCACGGGAUGAAGGCUAUGUGGAGCCAGAUACUGAUCGUGUGGCAGGCAUGGAUUAUAUAAACAGUAUUGUGCGUUAA
Molecule: messenger RNA, 1761 nt
Organism: Penicillium taxi
Lineage: Eukaryota; Fungi; Ascomycota; Eurotiomycetes; Eurotiales; Aspergillaceae
Product: putative triacylglycerol lipase (LipA)
Exons: 9
Source: RefSeq, a predicted model, not a curated record